Cooperia oncophora is the source of this 252-nucleotide messenger RNA. Lineage: Eukaryota; Metazoa; Nematoda; Chromadorea; Rhabditida; Trichostrongylidae. The record is from the annotation of a GenBank genome assembly.
AUGGAACAAGGCUUCAUUGUGACUAGAGCUUCUCCACCAGCGGGAAUUUGCCCAGGCGACAGCGGUGGACCACUUUUCACAUAUAACAGGAAGGAAAAGAUCCUACAGUUAGGAAUCACAUCUAAUGGCGAUUCGUGCCCAAGUUAUAUUGAAGCGGCAAAACCCGAAACAAGAUACCUCGAUAGAUUCACUGACGUCCGUGAGCACCUGGACUGGAUAUGCGAGAAGACAGGAGUUUGCCCACAAGAGUAG